AUUGUGAAGACCUAAUAAAUACUUUUUGAUUGUAAACAAAGAGGGUAGUUUCCCAAUCAACAGGCUACAUUAAAGUUUGCUCAGUCGAAAAACAGUGGCGCGCAGAAGCUGGAAAAGCGUCGGAGACCGAGGCGGGCUUUAUCAAGUCUCGCAUCAUACCGCACAAACGCCAGAAGUAAGUGGAACUUUAGUGGAAGGUGAUCGACGAAAACUUUCCCCUUAUCACUGUAUAUUUCAAUAACAAUCUCCUCACACUCCACCCCUACAAGACACCUGACCCGCAUUAUCAAAUCACAAGGGAUUUCCACUUGCCAAGUUCUAUCCUUGAAAAUUGAUACAACCCAUGUUUUUGGAUGUUUUAAUAAAACAAGUUAUCACGAAUGUUGAAUUGACAUGAACGAUGAGCAAUUACCGAGUGAAUGGCAAAGUGGUUAACUCGUUCAUCAGAUGUGUAUUAAAUAUCUGGAUCCAUUGAAUAUUGAGGAUCAACAAUGGAGGAACAAGAGUCAAAGGGAAUGACAAAUCAAUCAAAUUGGGUGGAGUCAACAAUGUUCGUGGUGCAAAUGUAUUACACACCGACAUUAGUUGGUCUAGGUACUCUAGGUAAUUGUUUAUCAGUGUAUGUAUUUUUUUAUACAAAAAUGAGAAAGGCUUCGUCCAGUUGGUAUCUGGCAGCCUUAGUGAUAAGUGAUACUGGAUUUUUGGCGUCACUGUUUGUUGUCUGGUUGAAUCUUGUGGGAUUUGGUAUAUUCAAUCGUCAGGGUUACUGUCAAUUUUUUGUUUAUCUAUCUACACUGUGCAGCUUCUUGAGUGUAUGGUUUGUGGUGUCAUUCACUGUUGAACGUUUCAUCGCUGUGUUGUAUCCACUGCGACGGCAGUCGUUGUGCACAGUGACAAAAGCUAAAAUGGUUAUCCUAGGACUCACGUGUAUCGGUGUGAUACUGUGCAGUCCAGUACUCUGGUUUUCGGGUCCACGGCCAGUGAAUAAUAAGCCUAAUAUCACUGCUUGUCAACUUGUCACUGAGAGGGAGAAUUUGGCCAGUGCAUUCAACGUUGCUGAUACAAUUUUAACAUUUGUUCUACCAUUUGGUACCAUCGUCAUUCUCAACGGGCUCAUUUCGAGAGCUGUCUGGAGGCUGGCGAAUGUCCGAAGGACCCUCACCACCAAUGGCCAGAGGAAUCUCAGGUGUGGUAACACCGGUAUGUCCCAGGCUAAAGUGACAAAAAUGUUGCUGGUGGUUUCCAGUGUUUUCCUCUGCUUCAAUUUACCAGCUUAUGUCAUGAGAGUACGAGCAUUUAUAGAGGUACACCAGGAUGAUACAAGAUCCACUAUGUUAGCACAGCAGAUAGCAAACCUUCUCUUUGAUACUAAUUUUGGAAUAAACUUCGUACUGUACUGCGCGAGCGGACAAAACUUCCGUAAAGCCGUUGUGCGAUUGAUCCUCAGGAGGCCGUGGAGAUGGCAUUCUGGCACACCAGUAUCGAAUCACGUAAGUGACAUAAGGCGAUCGAGCAGUAAGAUGACGCGUCAAAAAACCAUCGUGUAUGAAGUUCCAUGGAAUGAAGGUUGUGAGAUGAGAACUAUCGAAUCAUCAAGUACCAGGACCCUGAGUCAAUAGAUCUUCGGUUAAUGAUUUAAAAUACGCACCACUGU
This is a messenger RNA of Diachasmimorpha longicaudata, 1654 nucleotides long. RefSeq names its product thyrotropin-releasing hormone receptor-like. The transcript has 3 exons. NCBI's taxonomy places the organism in Eukaryota, Metazoa, Arthropoda, Insecta, Hymenoptera, Braconidae. Gene Ontology annotation, molecular function: G protein-coupled receptor activity. Bases 492 to 1619 code for a protein of 375 amino acids. Gene Ontology annotation, biological process: G protein-coupled receptor signaling pathway. The record is from RefSeq and is a predicted model, not a curated record. Gene Ontology annotation, cellular component: plasma membrane.